Molecule: messenger RNA, 1321 nt
Organism: Alligator sinensis (Chinese alligator)
Lineage: Eukaryota; Metazoa; Chordata; Crocodylia; Alligatoridae
Product: lysozyme g-like
Exons: 5
Coding region: 28-702 (224 amino acids)
Biological process (GO): peptidoglycan catabolic process; defense response to Gram-positive bacterium
Cellular component (GO): extracellular region
Molecular function (GO): lysozyme activity
Source: RefSeq, a predicted model, not a curated record
AGGACAUUUUGAGGCCUUUCUUUUGUCAUGUUUGCUGCUUUUGAUUUCUUUUCAGAUUCUCUUCUGUGCUUGGAAAGAACCACCCCCAUGCAUCUGCCACUGAUCAUUCUGGGCCUAGCUGCCCUUUUUGACACUUCCAAUCAGUCUGGAUGCUAUGGUGAUAUAAACAGAGUUGAUACCACUGGGGCGUCUAGUCAAACUGCAAGACCAGAAGGUUUAAACUAUGCUGGAGUCCGGGCUUCUGAAACGAUUGCUGCAAAGGACCUAAUCAGAAUGAAUAAAUACAAAGAUUUAAUUCAAAGAGCUGGCAGCAACCAGUGUGUGGAUCCAGCUGUGAUUGCUGGCAUCAUCUCUAGAGAGUCACAUGCAGGAGCUGCCCUAACCGCUGAUGGCUGGGGUGACAGGAGAAAUGCCUUCGGUUUGAUGCAAGUUGAUAAGAGGUAUCAUAAACUCGUUGGGGAAUGGAACUCUGAGGCUCAUCUCAUCCAGGGCACACAAAUCCUUGUCGGUAUGAUUAAGGCAAUCCAGAGAAAGUUCCCAAGGUGGACAAAGGAACAACAGCUGAAAGGUGGGAUUUCUGCCUACAAUGCAGGACCUGGAAAUGUCCGGACCUAUGAAAAAAUGGAUAUUGGCACAACCCACAAUGAUUAUGCCAAUGAUGUAGUUGCACGAGCCAAGUUUUACCAGAAAAAAGGAUUCUAAAUGUGGGAAUGCCCUUCUACUCAGAUAUAUUACAGUCCUUAAGCUGAUCGGUCCAACUUCCAUAAGAGACCUAGAGCAUUGCUCAAUGUUACUGAUUGUUCCUCUGUGCUACGUGGUUUCCUUGUUGUCUUAUAGUUAGUGUAUUGCCUUCCCAAUUUAAAAUGAUGCUUAUUUCACUAUCUGUCAUUCUGCUAAGAAAUCAAAAGGGAAAGUUAUCUCUUUGGGAAAUUUGGGGGUGGGGAAUUAAGCUUUCAUUUUCAAUUGUUUUGUAAAUUACUUUGAAAAUGCAUUCUUACAGCAGCUGGCUUUUGGUUGGAAAUCUUCAGGUCUAAGUGAAUCAUCUGCUUGUAUUCUAAUUUUGCAGAAAAUACGUAGAGCCUGGAGGGAGUGCUUUCAAUUGAAGAAAAAUAAGCAAGUGGAAUCUUAAUAAAAAUAUUAGUGGGUGAAGAGUAACCACAACAGUGCUCACAUUUCACUUUAUCAGCAAAGUUUGGAUGAGGACAACUUUAAAUCAAAGUGUGUAAAUUCCAAAAAGGAAUGGAAUGAAAGACAGUUGUGCUAUAUACAUUUAGGGGUUUUCUCUGCCAUCAAGGGCCUUAACAUUGAUUACUUGCAAAGG